This is a messenger RNA of Monomorium pharaonis (pharaoh ant), 6333 nucleotides long. It is a transcript of the gene mura, whose product is annotated as RING finger protein 44. NCBI's taxonomy places the organism in Eukaryota, Metazoa, Arthropoda, Insecta, Hymenoptera, Formicidae. The record is from RefSeq and is a predicted model, not a curated record. The transcript is spliced from 10 exons. The coding region runs from base 2268 to 4397 and encodes 709 amino acids.
UUACACUAUUCAAUGAAAUAUUUUUUCCGCUUUGCCUUGUAUUCAACAAUGGGUAUUGCAUGGAUUUAACUCGAAAACAUGGAUAAUACGCACGGUAUAUUAUUAGCAUGAAAGGGCUCGAUUUUGCAAAUGCGAAGGAGAGAAUAGAUGAUUACGCUCAAGCAUGUUCGAGAGCACUUUGAUAGCGUUAAUCAGCACGCAUCUCUAAAUGCACCUAGUUCUAUGUGCGUUGGUUUGCUAAUUAUAUUUAGCGUGUAUAAAAAUACAAAUUAGCAUUUAUUAAGCGAUGGUAUCUCUGUUAAAAUGUAAUUGAAAUUAUCCAAACUCUAGUAUAUUCUUUUUUUUAUCCACUCUAGUAAUUCCUGACGAAUACUCAAAAUAUUUCAAAUAAUAAACUGUGAGGUGUUCAUUACAAUGAAUUUUAAGGAAUACUUCAAGGUAAACUAAUUAUGGUUAACUCCUCAAGAAUUCAUGUAUUCUUCUACUUCUGCAAAUAUUAUUUUAAAAUGAUUUCUCUAUGAACUUCUGUUUAUUUCUGUGGUAUUUGGAUUAGGUAAUUUUAUGAUUUUAUUAUUGCAAUAUCCGAAUAUAGACAAAUUUGAAUCGUAUCUAUAGUUCUGUACUGUAAAAAAAAAGAGUAUGUAAAAUUACAAGCGUAUUUGAGUACGCACAUUUUUUUACAAUAAACAAGGGUGAAAAUUAUACAAUUUACGAAGUGCACUGACAAGAGAGGUUAGGCAACUCGGAAAUUUAGAAUGAAAAAUGGAAUAAAGGGAACGAUAUUUUGUUAAACAAAAAAAAAUUUUCUUCAUAACUUUAAAGUACUCUUAAAACCGUUUAACAUUUGUUUAACAAAAUUUUUUCUAUUUUUAUAACUUCGAAGAUAUUUGUCCGGGAAAGGAAAAAAAAAACGAUUUUUCUUCGAAGGCAUGUUUUACCCCCUCAAAGUGUAACUUGUAAAAUCAAAAAAUAGUUUCGUGUUAGGAAAGAACUGUUCUACUUGCGCACAAUGUUUUAAAAUUUUCAGAAUUUUCGGAUUGCUUGCCUCUCUCGCGAGUUCCUGUGAUAAGUCAUAUAAAUUUUAUCCUCGUCCACGUGAUCUCGCAAUAUUCUCUUUUCAAACAAUGCCAGUUGAAAGAGCCCCCUCGAAUUCCCGAACCGUGGUACUUGACGCGCAGCGUCCGCACCUGCGAUACGCGUCCUCCCCUCCCCUGUGCGCACGCCUUCCCAACCCUACCCUUCGUCUCACCACGGGAAUGAUAGUUCCCCCACGUUGCGGCCGACGUUCCCCCCUCCAAUCCGCCGCGCCGCGCGUUUCGCUUCCGAGAGUCUUGCUCGGUCGGUUAGAAUUCAGUUGGUGGUGCGUCGCCGUUGGAUGUGGUGUUGUGUCUACGAGUGCGCGGAGAGACUCGCGGUGUUGGUCUCUCGCUCCCCUGAGGUCUCGCGUGGGAGCGAGCGAGCGAGUGAGCGUGCGUGCGUGCGUGCGUGCGUGCGUGCGUCGUGCGUGCGUGCGUGCGUGCGCGAGUGAGUGAUGCGCCGCGCGCUCCAAGAGCGAAAGAGCGAGAGUGCGUUGUCGAGGCGAUAAAAAGAGCGCGGCGCGCGUACAUGCGUGCGUGCGUACGUACGUCGUGUGUGCACACGAGUGUUUCCUCCUUCGUAACGCUUUCGGCUGUUCGUUCGUUCGGUCGGCGCGUAUAGCGUUAUAUACUGCGCCGCGCGCGUGUCCGCCGCCCGCUGGUCUCGAUAUCGCCGUGGCUUCUGCUCUCGCACUUCUACGGCCGCGCUCGCGCACAUAUACAUAUACAUACAUACGUACGUACGUACACACACACAUACACAACGUACGUACGGAGGACACACGGGCGCAGCACGACGUGUUGGAGGCAUGACAGCUACGCGGGAGUGUUACCCCAUACGGUUCUUCUCGGUGCACGUCGAUCGGUUCAGCCGGUGAUUUUGUGAGAGAGGCGAGAAGAGACGGACAGACAGACAGCCGGUUGGCUGCGCCCAGCGUCGCGCGCGCACACCGAGAAGAGACCUCCUCGUGUCAAGCGUGAGGACAACGACGACGACGACGACGACGACGACGGUAGCGGCAACGGUAACGGCGACGGCGAGAAGGAGAAGGAGGAGGAGGAGGAAGAGGGAGGGGAAUACCGCCGGACGAGAGAGCAAGUGACAAAAAGGACAGGGUGAGGCAAGGAGGGAGAGAGAGAGAGAGAAAAGGAGAGGAGGCACAAGCGAAAGGAAAGAGGGACAGACAGAGGAUGAAUGGCCCUGGGAGUCAUCAGCACCGCGGCUUGGGCAUGCAGGGACGUUACAGAGCUGUGGUGGCCAAUGGCGCCCCGUCGGGGCCGCACACGCGCGCCUCCGCGUCGUCUCACCCCCGUAACGGUGGAUGGCAUCCCCACGGUCUGCAGCAGCAACAGCAACAGCAACAGCAGCAGCACCAGCCUCAGCAGCAGCAGCAGCAGCAACUGCAGCAGCAGCAGCAGCAGCAGCAAUUCACCGCUGGCAGCAAGGAAUACCCGUACCGGCAGUGCCCACCACGAUAUCACAAUGGGGAUUGCCCCGGGGUCGGCACGUCCUCCGGGCCGGCCGGCAAGGAGGUUUCCUAUCACGGGAACGUGGGUGGAAGCAGCGUGGGAUAUAAGCCGCCACCGCAGCACAGCCCGCAGACGAGGGGCCCGCCGCCGCACUUCCCCCAGGAAUCGGUAGGCCCGCCGGCCAAUUCACCGCCGUUGCACAUCAAUAUCUGCGGACAGGAGAAUACGAUGCGUGGCCCUAUAUUGAACAUGAGUCCCGGCCUCGGAGCCAGCGGAGUAGACAUGGAAUACCGCAGGAACUCUCAAGCCACAAACCAGCUACCUCUGAGCCCUGUGCAGAUUCAACCGUCGCCGCCUUACUACAGGCAGCCUAAUCAGGACGAUGGCAGAAAAAGCGAAUCGCCGUCGAGGAAGCGUCGCCGAAUAUCUCGCAACGGUGCCGUGUCCGGGAUAGAGGUUCGGGAAACGACGCCGCCGGCACCGACGCCACCCCUGCACACAACCCCGCCGCCUUGGGAAUUUGGGGGCGCGCCACAACGGCGCUCACCCCGCAAUCACUUACCCACCCGCGGCAGUCCGACGGUCAGGAAUCGUUAUCAACGGUACACGGAAUCGUUUGGGCUGUCUUAUCCGUUCCUGCCGGGUCACAAUCCCCAUCCACAGAGCAUUCACAAUUCCCAUCAUGGCCUUCACAACUCGCAUCACAAUAUCCACGGCUCUCACCCUCACGGUCUGCACAACUCGCACCAUAAUAUCCACAAUGCGCACCAGGCGCAUCCCCAUCCGCAUCCGGCGGCUGGUGGUACGGGGCACCAUCCCACGCAAGGAGCGAAUGCGCCCGUGGUCGUCGACGUUGGUCAAGUCGGCGUGUCCGGCCUAGGAGUCGCCGUUGGCGGAGAGCCGUUGUGGCAUCCGCAGGCAACCGGCUACAGGAUUCCGUGUCAGCUUCACAGCCUCUACACGCCUCAUGGAACGCAUCCGUUUGGACAUUCGUGCCAGGUGACGCAUCAUCACAGUCAUUAUUCCGCUGCUCAUCCAACACAUCCGAGUCAUGGAAUCGUCGGUUCUUUGGUGGGUGCCGCUCCCAGAGGAUACGCGCCACCAGCCGGUGGUGUCGCGGGGCUGCAUACAGCGGGUCCACCGCCCGUCCAUACCGAUUACACCGCGCAUCAUCAAUUAUCUCAGCAGAGAGAAGUCGAGCUCGAACUGAUAGAGUCCCAUCAUCAUCAUAGAGUGGGCGCCGCAGCUGGUGCACCAUUGCCGUUACCACACUCGUACUCGCCGCCGGCUCUUACACAGGUGACGACACCGCCGCCUAUAUUCCUAUCGGAGACCCGAAACAGUCAAUUGGAGAUUGUACAGAAUAGAAAUCGACGAUUAGCAACCAAUGUCCUGCGACGGCCGAGAUUCGGUAGAUGGAGGAACACGACUCAAUUACCUAUGGCUUAUCCGGGAUAUUUACUACACUUCCUGGCGAUGUUCAGCAAUCCACCGCUCUCCCCCUACAAUCAGGCGGAAUUGUCCUCACCCGAUUCGGUCACGGAGAAUUACGAAGCGUUGCUGUCCUUAGCCGAGAGACUGGGCGAGGCUAAGCCACGGGGUUUGACUCGUGCGGAAGUUGAACAGUUGCCCUCUUACAAAUUCAAUGCAGAAACACACCAGGGCGAUCAGACCAAUUGCGUCGUGUGUAUGUGUGACUUCGAAGCCCUCCAAUCUCUACGUGUUCUGCCGUGUUCUCACGAAUUUCAUUCUAAGUGCAUCGACAAAUGGCUUAAAUCUAACCGAACAUGUCCGAUAUGUCGCGGUGACGCAGGAGAAUAUUUCGGAAAUGGUAGCAGCAGUUCUGACUGACGCCAAGCCGGUGAUGUACACUAGCGCGAAACGUUGCAGCCAUCAAGAACGUUACUACUGCGCGUUACUAUGGGGAUACCGGUCAUCGCGUUGCUGCUAUUUCACGCUAAUCUGUGCCGUUAAACCACCCGCGUCAUCUUGGCUAAAAUACACCAUGUCAGAUGUUCAUACAUGGUGAUAGUCGACAGUAAACGGUUGGUUACCUUUUGACUAACGUUGAGAAUAACGACGCUGAAACAAGCUGAAUAUAAAGUGAAUACAAAUGAAAUGAAAUGAAAUGAGAAUAGUCGAACGCGAAACGUACGAUUGCCGUUGCAUUAGAGUGUUGCGCAUAAGUGGAGAUAUCAAGCUCGAGGAGCAGCAUCUUUUCGUCUUGUGUUUUAAGAGACACAGCGAGACGCAAUAAAAGCAAUUUAGUAAAACGAUGAAAUAGUCAAGAGAUUUAACGUUCCGUUGCAUUACGGCGCAUUUCCUAUCAAAAAGAGAGAAAUAAGCGGAGACGGAUAUUAUUUGGUUCUUGUUUAUAACGCUUUAAUUGAUAUUUUAACGCUCAUUAAUUAUUUGUAUUGCUACUUUGCAUUAUUGAAUUUAUGUACAUAAGAAAAUAGCUGUAUACGCAAACAUCGCAACUUUCUAUUAACGUUCCAUUUUUUUAUAGUUUUUGUCUUUCAAUCUGGUAAUUGUAUAUAUUUGCAUAUACCCUUAUACAUAUUCGUGUGCGCGUACAAAACCAGUGUUAGUUUUGUUUGGACUUAACCAAAUGUAGAACACGAGGAAUUCUUUUGCAAUAAAAAAAAUUAUCGUCAGGUAAGGGAAAAAAUUGUAACUUCCUGUUAUAAUAAGCUCUUGUGUCUUUGUAGUAUAUAUAUAUAUACAUAUAUAUAUACACAUAUAUAUACACAUAUAUAUAUAUAUAUAUGUAGACCAGCUAAUUAUUUUAUUAUAUUAUAGAAAUGUAUGUAAGUAAUACUAAAUUAGUUGGCACCAUAAGUGCUGUAGGUAGAGAUUGUUGGAUUAUUGCACCAGAUGCCACGUAACUAUUUUAUAAAAUAUCUGUAGAUCCAUGUUUAAUUCGAAAUUUGUUUCUCUCUCUCUUGCGGUAAUUAAUCAUAAUUACUUUUUAUCUAAGUGUGCUCUAUGUGUGAUUGCGAUCGUUAUGAUCGCGCAAGUUCGUAAAGUCUGAUUUAAGUGAUAUUUAUCCAAAUAAAUUUUCAAAUAAUCUUUCCAAGAAAACUUCGCAGAAGAGGAUUUUGCUUUUCAACCGCAAGAGAGACGAAAACCUGGCUCUCAUAACAGUCAAGUGCAUCCAAAAAGAGCAAAAAAAGAAAAAAAACGUAAGAACAUCGCUUCUGUUUCCUGCGUAUCUACCUCUAAUAGAAGAAACGAGACGAUUCAUAUUUUUUUAUAAUACACAUCUCAUAAACAAUAAACAUACCUAUGAUAAGUAAAUGGGAGAGCGACCGGUUAGGAAACGAGGUCUAGAUAUUUCGACACACAUUCAAUGAAAAUAACAAAUAGAACUAACUAUUGUAAAAAGAACUUUUAGAAAUAACCAAACGCUCUAAAUAUAAAAUGUGAAUAUAAUCUCACAAUUGAGAAAUUUGAUUAGGAGAUACGUUAAAUUUUUCAAUUGGAAUUGAAAAUACGUUCCGCAUUAUACUCUUCGUAAAAGCGGUCGUAGUGUAGACUGGAUUUCGCCGAACAAGUUGUGUGCUUUUAGUUGAUUAUAUAACGCUUCCUUAUUUACGUGUACUUCUUAUACCAGUGCCGGAGGAUUGCGAGGAUUUGUUCAUUAACCUUGUUAUUUUUAAGAUGUUCAAUUUACAUUGUUAGAUAGCGUAUGUUGUCGGUAAGAUAUGAAUUGUUGAAAAUAGUUUUUCUUAUGUUUCGAAAUUAAUAAAAUUGAGAAAUAUAUGAAUGUGCGUCGUUUGACCGA